Messenger RNA from Aspergillus bombycis, 2277 nucleotides. Its product is annotated as oligopeptide transporter. The record is from RefSeq and is a predicted model, not a curated record. NCBI's taxonomy places the organism in Eukaryota, Fungi, Ascomycota, Eurotiomycetes, Eurotiales, Aspergillaceae. Gene Ontology annotation, biological process: transmembrane transport. The transcript has 10 exons. The coding region runs from base 1 to 2277 and encodes 758 amino acids. Gene Ontology annotation, molecular function: oligopeptide transmembrane transporter activity.
AUGGCUGUCGAAUGCAAGGAAGCGAUUGCCAACGCACAGCCAGAGGAGCUGGGGGAUAAGUCAAACGCUACGGAGAAAGAUGACAACUCUUCCGUUGGCGAGAUUUUACGCGCAGCGGGCAUUGACCCGGACGACGACGAUCCAACAGAGCCUGUCCUGACGAUGCGAAUGUGGGUGCUGGGAAUUGGAUUUUGCAUUGUUGUCAGCGGUUUGAACACAUUGUAUACUUUGAGAAACCCAUCCAUCACCAUCUCAUCGGCAGUCGUGCUUUUGCUGGCUUAUCCGCUUGGUAAGCUUUGGGAGAAAGUGGUUCCAAGUUGGAACGUUCCGCUUGGUGCGUGGUCGUUCAACCUGAACCCGGGCCCGUUUAAUAAGAAGGAACACAUCCUGGUGUACGUCAUGUCGAAUUUAAGCAUCUACGUUCGUCUCGGCGCAGAUGUCUUGACUGAACAACAAAUGUUCUUCGGCUAUAAGGCUGGGUGGGGAUUCCAGAUCCUCAUGACAAUGGCAGGCUUCUUCGUCGGAUUGUCGCUGGCGGGGAUAUUUCGGUCGCUCGUCGUUUUACCCCAUGAACUUGUGUGGCCAGGACUCCUGGGUACUUCAGCCCUCACAUCUACGCUCCAUGGAUCGAAAGAGAAGGAUGCUCAGGCAAUUGAAAGCUUCGGCUACACGACUUGGAAGAUAUCCCGUUAUGCCUUUUUCAGCUUGGUAUUUUGCAUCUCGUUCUGCUGGUACUGGUUUCCAGAUUUCAUCUUUCCCGCGCUGAGCUACUUCGCUUUCCCAUGCUGGAUCGCACCAAAGAACACAGUUGUCAACCAGCUUUUUGGGAUGAAGAGCGGCAUGGGUCUCUUGCCACUCACGUUCGAUUGGAGUCAAAUAUCCUAUGUGGGAUCUCCACUACUCGUCCCAUCCUGGGCUAUUAUCAAUGUCUUCGGAGCACUAGUGUUCUGGAUCUGGAUCGUCGCCGUUGCUUGCUACUAUACUAAUACAUGGUACUCCGCAUAUCUUCCCUUCCAGAGUUCUUCUGUGUUUGACAACACAGGGAGUACAUACCAGGCUUCCAAGAUCGUGAACAAGGCCUCAAGUUAUCAGUUAGACGUGGCUAAAUAUGAAGCAUACUCACCGGUCUUUAUGCCCGUGACCUAUGCGUUAAAUAUGUUCGGUUUAUCAUUUGCAACCCUAACCUCCCUUGUGGUCUGGAUGUUCCUUGAAAAGCGACAGGAGAUCGGGGAUGCCGUGCGCCGGGUACGGCACAAAUUCUCCAAGGGCAACAUAAAAGAGCUUUUUGCCUCGGACCAUUCGCCGAACGCGGAAGUGCCAAUGUGGUGGUAUCUUUGCACCACAGUCUUGGCGUUGUUUCUCGCGAUCUUUUCUGUAGAAUACUGGGAUGUGGAGCUGCGUUGGUACGGUGCAUUGUUGGCGUGUGCUGUUGCUCUGUUUUUCUUUUCUCCGCUCGCUUUGGUCUAUGCAACAGCGAACCAGAAAAUCAAUAUCGACAUCUUCUGCCGAAUUGUAGCCGGAUUUGUCUUCGAGGGCCGUGUGCUAGCUAACAUCUGGUUCUUCAAUCUCGGAUACGUGACAACCAUCAAGGGUCUUUACUUCUGCCAGGAUAUGAAAUUAGGAAUCUACUUCAACAUCCCGCCACGAAAACUCUUCAUCGCACAAUGCGGAGGCAUUAUAGCCGGCACGUUAAGCAGUGUAUGCGUCCUCAACUGGGGCCUGGGCAACAUCGAAGGCGUCUGCACAACCGACGCAGUGAAUGGAUUCAGCUGUCCAUUCUCCCGAACCCAUUUCAACACGAGUCUGAUCUGGGGUGCGAUCGGACCGCGUCGCUUCUUCAACAACAAGAUCGGAUAUCACUCACUGCUGUACUUCUUUAUCAUCGGUGCCGUGCUUCCCGUGGUGGUGUUCGUCGCUAGACGGCGGUACCCGAAGAACCUCAUCUUACAGAAAAUCCACGUUCCCCUAUUCCUUGGCGGACUGAACUAUCUUCCGCCUGCCACGGGAACGACAUACGGCAGUUGGGCUCUUGUGGGACUGGCCUUUGGGUGGAUUUUGAGAAAGCGUCUGUAUGCCUGGUGGUAUAAGUAUAAUUUCGUCCUGAGUGCUGCCCUGGAUUCCUCUGUUUCCGUCGCUGGGGUUGUUAUCUUCUUUGCUAUCUUUUUCUCUGGGGCUUCGUCGCAUUUCAGUUGGUGGGGAACCCAGGUUUAUAAGGACACAUGUGACUGGAAAGGCUGCUCAUAUCUCCCCAUCCCAGAUAGCGGGAGGUUUGCAUGA